UUUAUAUUCGUUACACUAUUUUAAAUGUUUUUUCUCUCUCUUACAUCAUCCAGUUCUUAGUUAACAUAAUAUACAAAAAAUAAAGAUGUGAAAUGAACUUUUCCUCACUUUCAUAUUUACUCAUACAAUUCAUAUAAACUGUUUUCUGUCUAGUGUCCUACAAGCCAACCGCUGGAAUCUCCAGCACGCUAAUUAAUUAAUCAACAAAUUAAAAAAUACAGUAUAAGUAAUUAAUUUAUGAAUAUUAUCAUUAAUGUCAAUACCCGCGGUAUUUAUGGUGAAUGAUAUUUAGUAAAAUAUAUAAAUAAUUAAUAGUAAUAAUAAUUAAAAAUGGUACGAUAUACAGCACUUAAGGGUCUUUAUGAACUUGAAAAAACAAUCGGUUGUGGUGGUUUUGCAAAAGUUAAAUUAGGUACUCAUUUAGCAACUGGUGAAAAAGUUGCUGUUAAAAUAAUGGAAAAAGCAGCUUUGGGUGAAGAUUUACCGAGAGUUAAAUUAGAAAUCGAUGCAUUAAAAACAUUAUUGCAUCAACAUAUAUGUAGAUUGUAUCAAACAAUUGAAACAACGACACAUUAUUUUAUGAUUAUGGAAUAUUGUUCUGGUGGUGAAUUAUUUGAUCAUAUUGUUGAAAAAAAUAGACUGACUGAAAAUGAAUCACGGAAAUUUUUUCGUCAAAUAGUGUCAGCAGUUGCUUACUUACAUAGUCUAGGUUUUGCUCACAGAGAUUUAAAACCUGAAAAUGUGUUACUUGACAAAGAACAAAAUUUAAAAUUAAUUGACUUUGGGUUGUGUGCUAAACCAAAAGGUGGUAUGCAAACACAUUUACUAACUUCAUGUGGUUCACCAACGUACGCUGCACCUGAAUUAAUAUUAGGAAAAAAAUAUUUAGGUUCUGAAGUUGAUAUUUGGAGCAUGGGAGUUUUAUUAUAUGCAUUAUUAUGUGGAUUUCUUCCAUUUGAUGACAGUAAUAUCGAUAGUUUAUAUAAAAAAAUUUUGAGCGGAAAAUUUGACGAACCACGCUGGCUUUCCGGAAAUAGUAAAUGUUUGAUACGUGCAAUGUUACAGACUGAUCCUAAAAAACGUAUUACUAUUGAAGAACUUUGCAAUCAUCCGUGGGUUGUCAACACAAAUAAUUCGUCGACGUUUGUGCCUACGAAAAAAAAUAUUCUUGAAAGAGAUGAGGAAAUACUAAAUAUGCUAUCAGAAAUAUGUUACGAUAGCGCCGAAAACAUAUGGGAAUCAUUGUUAAAUAGUACAAGAAAUGAUUACAAAACAGCGACAUAUUUAUUGUUAUUAGAUCGUAAAAAUAAAAAAUUACCAUUGAGAAUAUCGUCGGCUUCUUACUGUUAUCUUUUAUCAGAGAAUUGUAGAAACGUAAAAACAAAUCCUACAAAUGACGUCAAAACAAUAAUAACUCAGUUGGAUAAUUCACCACGAAGACCGUCCUCAUUAGCCGUAACAAAUGAAAAUAAAAAAUCAGAUGGCGUGAGAACAUUAUCGCCAAUUCCAUCGAUCGAAGAACCCUCGCCGCCACCUGAAGUUGAUUCUCCAACGAUUUCAGGAGCUCGCAAAAGAGUUCAUGAUAAUAACGGCGAAGACGACGACAAUAUAUCUCCUACUGUACCAGUCAAAAGAAUACAAAUGGAUAAAUUCAACGAAACGGUUCCUGUUACACCAAAAGAUAAAAACAAACUUGGAGUCCACAACACCGCAAAUGCGAAUGCAACUCCAGGUAGUGCUAGGAAAGUAAUAAUUGGCUUAGAACGUGGAUUAAAUCGAAUAAGAGAUGUCUUGACACCAAAAAGGAAAUUUAAAAAUAAUAAUGAUAACUCUACCGAACAACCUGUUGUUCUUAGUGGCAAAGGUCUUUGUAAUGUAUCAUCAACAUCAAGUAAUUGUCCGAAAGAUGUAUUAUCUCAAUUACGCCGCGCUUUACAACGCAAAGGAAUUUUCUGUCGACAAAAAGGAUUUAUUCUACAAGGAGAAACAGAAAUAUAUGACAAUGAAAAUGUAAAGCAAGGCCAGAAGCCGUUCGGGAACCAGAGAAAAAUUUGUUCAUUUGAGCUAGAAGUUUGUCUGCUGGAUGGAUUUUCUUCGACGAAUGACAAACCGGUUGUUGGUAUCCGGAGGAAAAGAUUGAAAGGGGACGCGUGGGUGUACAAGCAAGUGUGCGAAGAAAUAUUGGCACUCGCUGCUAAAGAUGUUAACCCCACAGACCAAGACAAUGUUGAGGCUGUUAAAACACCAUCGGGACAUUGUCUUAUUUAAUUGUCUUACAGUUACAAUGUUCGAUGUAAGAUGCAAGAUGUACUUGCUCUGAUGACUUCAUACGCUUCAUUUAUUUACAUUUUUAUACUUUAACUGUAAAUUAAUACUCGACUAUUCAUUUUUUAAUUAUUAGGUGUUAGAAAUGUUUUUUUACACUAAGGGUGCUGCAGUUUUUUAGUAAAAAAUAAAUUAUAAGUUUUAUUUUAUAGACCAAUAAAAAAACAAA
Microplitis mediator is the source of this 2494-nucleotide messenger RNA. RefSeq names its product maternal embryonic leucine zipper kinase-like. Gene Ontology annotation, cellular component: cytoplasm. The record is from RefSeq and is a predicted model, not a curated record. Gene Ontology annotation, molecular function: tau-protein kinase activity; ATP binding; protein serine/threonine kinase activity. The transcript is spliced from 12 exons. The coding region runs from base 331 to 2268 and encodes 645 amino acids. Gene Ontology annotation, biological process: protein phosphorylation; intracellular signal transduction; microtubule cytoskeleton organization. Lineage: Eukaryota; Metazoa; Arthropoda; Insecta; Hymenoptera; Braconidae.